AUGGCCAUGGAGCAGGACCUGGUGCCUUCAGGUUGUCCAGGGGCACCCACCCGCGAUGUCCUGCUGGUCUCUGCCAUCAUCACCGUCAGCCUUAGCGUCACUGUCGCUUGCGGCCUCUGCCACUGGUGUCAACGCAAACUGGGCAAACGCUACAAGAACUCCUUGGAAACGGUGGGCACGCCAGACUCAGGGCGUGGGCGCAGUGAGAAGAAGGCCAUCAAUGACCUAGACAGAGACUUUUGGAAUAACAAUGAAAGCACAGUGCAGCAGAAAUGGAGUUCCUACCCUCCCAAGGAGUUUAUUCUAAACAUUUCACCCUACGCCCCUUAUGGCGACCCACGACUGUCCCUCAAUGGCACCCUCCUGUCAGGCGCCAAAGUGGCCGCCGCGGCGGGGCUGGCGGUGGAGCGGGAAGGCCGGCUGGGGGAGAAGCUGGCACCGGUGCCACCACCUGGAGAGGACGCCUUGAGAAGCAGCGGGGCUGCCCCCAGCGAGCCAGGCAGCGGUGGCAAGGCUGGGAGAGGCCGCUGGCGGACAGUGCAGAGCCACCUGGCCGCAGGGAAGCUCAACUUGUCCAAUUUCGAGGACUCCACCCUGUCCACGGCCACUACCCUUGAGUCUAUCCCCAGCUCCACGGGAGAGCCGAAAUGCCAGCGACCCUGCACCUUGAUGCGGCAGCAGAGCCUGCAGCAGCCGCUGAGCCAGCACCAGCGGGGCCGGCAGCCCAGCCAGCCCACCACCAGCCAGAGCCUGGGCCAGCUGCAGGCCCAUGCAGCCUCAGCACCAGGCACCAAUCCCCGGGCCUAUGGCCGGGGCCAGGCUCGACAGGGCACCUCGGCCAGCUCCAAGUACCGGGCAGCAGGGGGCCGCAGUCGCUCCAACCCAGGCAGCUGGGACCACGUGGUGGGGCAGAUUCGAAACCGAGGCUUGGACAUGAAAUCCUUCCUGGAAGGCCGGAUGGUGGUGCUAUCCUUGGUCUUAGGGCUUUCGGAACAGGAUGACUUUGCCAAUAUCCCUGACCUGCAAAACCCAGGAACCCAGCAGAACCAGAACGCUCAGGGGGACAAGAGGUUGCCUGCAGGAGGAAAGGCAGUGAAUACAGCCCCAGUGCCGGGCCAGACGCCCCACGAUGAGUCCGACCGCAGGACUGAGCCCCGCUCCUCCGUCUCGGACCUUGUCAACUCCCUUACCAGUGAGAUGCUCAUGCUCUCCCCAGGCUCCGAGGAGGACGAGGCCCAUGAGGGCUGCAGCCGUGAGAACCUGGGCCGGAUCCAGUUCAGCGUUGGCUACAACUUCCAGGAGUCCACACUCACAGUGAAGAUCAUGAAAGCCCAGGAGCUGCCGGCCAAGGACUUCAGUGGCACCAGCGACCCCUUUGUCAAGAUAUACCUGUUGCCUGACAAGAAGCACAAGCUGGAGACCAAGGUGAAGCGGAAAAACCUGAACCCGCACUGGAACGAGACCUUCCUCUUUGAAGGUUUUCCCUACGAGAAGGUGGUGCAGAGAGUCCUCUACCUCCAAGUCCUGGACUACGACCGCUUCAGCCGCAAUGACCCCAUCGGGGAGGUGUCCAUCCCCCUCAACAAGGUGGACCUGACCCAGAUGCAGACCUUCUGGAAGGAUCUGAAGCCAUGCAGCGAUGGGAGUGGGAGCCGAGGGGAGCUGCUCUUGUCUCUCUGCUACAACCCCUCUGCCAACUCCAUCAUCGUGAACAUCAUCAAAGCCCGGAACCUCAAAGCCAUGGAUAUCGGGGGCACAUCAGACCCCUAUGUGAAGGUGUGGCUGAUGUACAAGGACAAGCGGGUAGAGAAAAAGAAGACAGUAACAAUGAAGAGGAACCUGAACCCCAUCUUCAAUGAGUCCUUUGCCUUCGACAUCCCCACAGAGAAGCUGAGGGAGACGACCAUCAUCAUCACUGUUAUGGACAAGGACAAGCUCAGCCGCAAUGACGUCAUAGGCAAGAUCUACCUGUCCUGGAAGAGUGGGCCCGGAGAGGUGAAACACUGGAAGGACAUGAUUGCCCGUCCCCGGCAGCCUGUGGCCCAGUGGCACCAGCUCAAGGCCUAACUGGGGCCGAGAAGGCCCAGGGGGCCAAGGCCCAGGUCCCCAUCAUGCCCUUGCCACUUUAUGCACAAAGCCUGGCUUGGCCCCCCUGCCAUGCGUGAGGGGAGGAUCCUGAGGGCUCAGCCAGGGAGGGGUCCCGGGACUCAUUUGGGCCCCAUUUCUAGGAAGUACCAGCCCCACCCCCUCUGGUCCAGCUCAGGGGUGGUGCUCUGGCAGCCAUUUUCCUGCUUUGCCCCUUUCCUUCCUGACUUGCUGAUACUAAAGAAGUGGGGGAGAGCUCAAGAGCCAGAUGGGCAGAUCCCUCCAGAGGCCCGCCAGGUGGGCAUGGUCCCCCGUUUUCUUUAAGGCAGUGCCUGGAGUGGAGAGAAGCCACCCCUCCCAGACCCCAUUGUGGGUUCAGAAGAGGGGGGCCGAGGCGUUUGGCCCCGGCCUGGCCAAUCGGGCCCGUCACCAGGGCAGUUUCAGGUGCCGACUGGGCCCUGAAUGCCAAGGAUAGUAUAUAGCCCACUCCAGGGUCCUGGAGCUGUGGCUCUGUGUACUUGUGUUGUGUCCACUCUGUGUAUGCGCGUGUACGUGUAUGUGGGGGGGGCAUUGCUCCCUUUCCCCCUGGGGCUGGCAGUGCUGAAGGCUAUGCAGAGAAGCAGGGUUUCUUGAAGGCCAGGUGGGGCUGGAGGUAGGAAGAAGUAAAGGCCACAGAGUGGGUUGGGAGAGAGGAGCAGGUACCUGCUGAAUGGGAGGGGUCGAGAAGAGGGGCAGACUCUUCAGCUGCCUAUCCUGCCAUCCCACCUUGCCUCACCCUGUCCCCUCAGGUCCCCCUCUGCUCAGAGUCCUCCAGUAGCUCCUUUCCCAGUGGUGUCAUCUCUUGGACAUGGGUUUAUACCUUGUAGGCACCUGCUGUGUGCAUAGCAUUGCAUUGCACCAGGACUCACCUGCUCCCUUCCUUCUCAGGCAUUCCGUGCCCUCACUUUCUCUUCCUGACACCCCACCCAGAGAAUUCAUUCCAGUCUAGUUGGUAAUGUGUUCCAUGCUCUCCAUCCUUGCCCUUCCACAUCUCUCCCUGCCAGUACAGACCCCAUCCUCACUCCACCCCUCACUUGGAGACCUUCCCUGUCCUCUGUGUGGUUUCUUAUCUUCCAUCACCUGGCCUUCUCCAGGCUGUCUUUACACCUUCACUGCCCCUCUCUGGAACCCCAGAGCAGCUCCUUGUGCCUCUCCCACCCACCGUUCAUGCAGAAGAAGCUGGGAUUCCAGGCUUCUGAAGUUGUCCCACACAAACAAGCUGCUGUUUCUCCUCCCAGCUACUGCUGAUACUAGAACUGACUUCCCCUUGGAGACAGCAGGUUCCAGGAUGGUAUCUGCCAUCCCCAUGUUUGUCUUGGUAUUGAUAAAAGACCCAGCUGGUGACAGCCUCAUUCAGGGACUGCGAACUUGGGCCCGACAUUCUUGGAACCCACCGCCAGGUGGCGCCAGAACAUCACAGUCUUUGAUGGGGGUCCUGGACCACAGCUCUACCCUGGAUGGGCCUGACACCCUAAGGAAAGAGACUCUGGACUAGGUCCUCACAGCCAAAGCACAGCAAAACCAUAGACAUUUGGGAACUAUUUUCCUUAAUUAGGCUUCCCCUUGAGCUGAGUAUUCUGCUCUAUGUAGUAACCAAGCCACCUUUUGCCCAUGACAAAAUAAAUUGGAUUUCACACCCCAUCCCCCAACCUCCUCCUGGGAUCUGGAGGAAUAACAUAAGUAAUAGGUGAAUCGUUUUGUAGUGAAGAAUGCCAAUGUAAAGCAAAGAGUCACCCACAUUCCUUGUAAAUCCAGAUGUUUCUAUAUUACAGCUUUGCUUUAAGUAGGGUCUACCUAGCUGCUGGGGUGGGCUGGGGAGCAGCCCCCAGUGGGGCCGCAGGAGGCUAUAGGAAAGUAGGAGAGGGUGCUGUCAGGAGUCUUGAGAGGCAGUAGCGAUCUGUCAUUCUCCGACCCUUCCCUUCCUCGGACCCGCGUCAGUUUUCUGUGCCCCAGGACCCGUGCCCCAAGCCCCUGACUGGUGGGAGCCCCAUGCCCUCCCCGGCCCAACCAACUCUCAUCGAGUGGGCGGGCAAAGGCAUGGAGUAGGCUUCCAGUCAGACUCCACCCUGGCACUCUGGUGACCCGGCCUGGGAUUCCCCAAACCCCCACGCACAGCUUGAGCUCCUGGUCUGGCAUGAGACAACAGAUGGCAGGUAAUAUGGGGUGGGAGCAGGGAGGCCUAGGGCAAUUGCAGAGCAGUGAAUGGGGGAAGUUGAGGGGGGAAGGGCACCGGAGCCCUGCCACCAUCCCAGGAUCUUGGGCAAGUCACCCACACUCCCUGUGGGCCUCAGUUUCCCCAUCUGUAAAAUGAUGGUAAUAAUACUUCACCUACCUCAUAGGGGAGGUUGUGAGGCCACCAUCACCUGACCUGGGGGUCAAGGCAGGAGGACUCUGAAGGUGCUACCCAGGAGCAAAGUAUUAUUGCCACAGCCUGGGAGCAAGGCCGAACUGCCCUUCCCCACAGAGCCUCCAGGGACAGCCCAGGCUGGCCAGGGCCCAUCUGUCUCUUCACUGUGUCCCAGACCCCUUCAUGAGAGUCAUCUGCCACGUUUGUGGCCACCCCGGACUUAGUUGUUACCUUGUUCAGGCACCCCUUCUUGUGACCAUCUCCUCCAUGUAACUGCUGUACAAAUUCCACCUGCCCCAGAACCCCUACACCUGUCCUCCAGCACCAGAGGCCAGGGAAGGGACAAAGGAAAACAGCCACACAUACACAUACAAAAAAAAAAA
Molecule: messenger RNA, 4854 nt
Organism: Castor canadensis (American beaver)
Lineage: Eukaryota; Metazoa; Chordata; Mammalia; Rodentia; Castoridae
Source: RefSeq, a predicted model, not a curated record